Messenger RNA from Suillus plorans, 800 nucleotides. RefSeq lists its product as uncharacterized. Lineage: Eukaryota; Fungi; Basidiomycota; Agaricomycetes; Boletales; Suillaceae. The transcript is spliced from 12 exons. Bases 1 to 786 code for a protein of 261 amino acids. The record is from RefSeq and is a predicted model, not a curated record.
AUGUUCAGUGCGAGCGUUCUGAUCUAUCCACGUCCGCUGUCAAACUCCCUUAUCCAGACCUAUGAUUAUGCAUGUUCAUUUCAUGAGUGGACAUUUUUGCUUCGAUCGCACUGGAGCAAGAUGAAAGGCUUGUAUAUUUUUACGCGAUACCUGCCCUUUAUCAUUCUCGCCGUGGAUCUACGCAUGAGCCUCACCCCGAGUGAGAAUUCAAGUACAUGCGAGAUGUUGCAAAAUGUUAAUUCAGGCCUUGGCAUUGUAAUAGCAACGUUUUUUAUCCUCAGAACAUAUGUGCUCUGGGACAAGAAUAGAAUCUUGCUCACAGCCAUGCUGUCGAACUUAUUGUCUUUUCUCAUAGCAUCCUUCAUCAUUGUCUUUGCCAUCAACACCCCUGCAGAAUAUGCGACUAGCCCGAUCCCGGGCAUCGCAGGGUGCUACCUGAGUUCGACCAUUUUCUUGUAUUUUAUACCAUCUCUUCUUCUUUCCAUUUUCCAACUGGGAUUCUUGAUACUCACGCUCAUACGCGCCAUACAGGACUGGCCGACAAACACGAGCCGUCUGUACGUUGUCCUGGUAAACCACAACAUAGCCUAUUAUGCAUGUGGUUUUCGUGAGUGCGUGAAUAUAUCAAAUACCCUUUUUGACCGAGCAUUGAUGCUCUGCGCCCCAGUCUUGAUUCUUGCAAGCCUCGCCACGCGCAUGCAUCUCCAUCUCUGGCAGGUGAAUCAACAUCCACGCGAUGGCGCCCUAGUUUCAAUGUCCGAUAUCUCAUUUGAUCCCAUGGCAUGAUGUCGUAUCCUGUG